Contarinia nasturtii (swede midge) is the source of this 1234-nucleotide messenger RNA. RefSeq lists its product as uncharacterized. The record is from RefSeq and is a predicted model, not a curated record. The coding region runs from base 161 to 922 and encodes 253 amino acids. Lineage: Eukaryota; Metazoa; Arthropoda; Insecta; Diptera; Cecidomyiidae. The transcript has 2 exons.
AUUGUUUAUGCGAACCGUGUGCAAACGUAUUUUACACUAAAAACGAAGCCAUUGACUUUUCAUUUCAUCUGAAAAAUCAUCAAAUAAAGUCGCAAAAUUUGCAAAUUUCAACAAAAUAAUUUAUUUAUUUACGCUUAAAUUAUAUACUAUUACUUACAGAAUGGUAUCACAAGUGAUGUGCGUGAUUUGUUCGGUUGUACCAGAGCCACAUACAACCGAAAUAACAUUUUACAAAUUUCCAAAAGCAAUAGAGCUACCGAUAUUGUUCAAAUCAUGGAAAAGUGUAUUAGUUAAAGCAUUAGCAAAGGAGCGUCCAGAGUUUUCCGAUGAUGACUAUUUGAACGAGACAUACGUUUGCAGUCAACAUUUUACUGCAUCCGAUUUUUCAUUCGACAAUGGAAAAUUGAUUUUACUUAAGGACGCCAUUCCGUCGCGAUUCACAAAAAAUGAAGACGAUGCCGGCAACAGCAAUGAAGUCGCCAAAGAAUAUGAGCCAUCAUCACGCACGUGUAACUUUGCAUCAACGUUAACAAAAGACUUUGUUACUACAUCGCAUCAUAAUCUUCGUGCGGAUUUGGUUUGUACAGAAACAUCCAGAGCGCUUACACCCAGUUGCAGUGAAUUUUCCGUAUUCCAAACACCCACCAAAAUCGUUGUAAAAUCGUUUCCCAGUGAUUACACUGCGAAAAAUACCAGUGACAACACUGCGAAAAAUACCAGUGAUAACACUGCGAAAGACACAAGUGAUUCAUCGAAUGUAAAGAAGCGUGAUGCGGAUAUGGAGCAAAAAAUCGAGUCGUACGGAAAAAUCUUUAAGCGGUUACGAAGUGAUAACCUCUUAACAGCAUCUUAUGUUGAUAAACUUAAGGAACAAAUGCCAGAGGCUGAACAACUGCUUAACGAAGUGAUGAAGAAUGAAUAAAAUUGAUGUUCCAGUUCAAUUUUGAGUGGAAAACAUAGGGAAAGCUGAUUGAAAAUGAUUUUGACAAAAUGAUACUUACCAAAUUCGUCAUUGGAAAUUUCAUGAAUCUACCGCAUCAACUAAUCUACAAAGGAUAAAUACAGCAAAUAAUAUCAUUUUCCAAACGAAUAGCUUUAAUCGAAAAAUAUCUAAAAACUCAAUUACAAUACACAAAACGUUUUCUUUUUUUACAAAAUAGUCAAUGUAAAUUUAUCUAAAUAAAAAAAGUCGGUAGAUUUCUCUCAUACACACAAUUGAAUAUUUGACACGUCA